UUUUUCAAUCUCGCGAAGUUUGCGAAGUUUCCCACGCCUGUUGUUGUGGCGUCUGCCCUUUUCUCUCACACACUCUCCCUCUCUCUUUCUUCAGCUUCUGUUGUCUCGGUGUCUCUGUCGGCUGAGGAGUGAUCUCGCGAGUGUUGGAGUUUUGGCGAGAGUUUGUGGAAGAUGGCGCCUGUUGUGACCGGGAAAUUUGGGGAGCGACCUCAGCCGCAACGCCUAACCAGAGAAGCAAUGCGGAAUUAUCUAAAGGAGCGGGGUGAUCAGACAGUACUAAUUCUUCAUGCGAAAGUUGCACAGAAAUCAUACGGAAAUGAAAAAAGGUUUUUCUGCCCUCCACCUUGUGUAUACCUUAUGGGAAGCGGGUGGAAGAAAAAGAAAGAACAAAUGGAACGAGAUGGCUGCUCUGAACAGGAAUCUCAGCCUUGUGCAUUCAUUGGAAUUGGUAACAGUGACCAAGAAAUGCAGCAGUUAAAUUUGGAAGGAAAGAAUUAUUGCACAGCCAAAACUUUGUACAUAUCGGACUCCGACAAGAGAAAGCACUUCAUGCUGUCUGUAAAAAUGUUCUAUGGUAACAGUGACGACAUUGGCGUCUUCCUCAGUAAACGGAUUAAAGUCAUCUCCAAACCUUCCAAAAAGAAGCAGUCCUUGAAAAAUGCAGACUUAUGUAUCGCAUCAGGGACGAAAGUGGCAUUGUUCAAUCGACUUCGUUCUCAGACAGUCAGUACGAGGUAUUUACACGUAGAAGGAGGGAAUUUCCAUGCUAGUUCACAGCAGUGGGGAGCCUUUUACAUCCAUCUUUUGGAUGACGAAGAAUCCGAGGGUGAAGAAUUCACAGUACGAGACGGCUAUAUUCAUUAUGGACAGACAGUGAAACUUGUGUGUUCAGUAACUGGCAUGGCACUCCCUAGACUGAUAAUCCGUAAAGUGGAUAAACAGACAGCAUUGCUAGAUGCAGACGAUCCUGUAUCGCAGCUCCAUAAGUGUGCUUUUUAUCUGAAGGAUACAGAAAGAAUGUACCUGUGCCUUUCUCAGGAGAGGAUAAUCCAGUUUCAAGCCACUCCAUGUCCAAAAGAACCUAACAAAGAAAUGAUAAACGAUGGAGCCUCUUGGACAAUCAUCAGCACAGACAAGGCAGAAUAUACCUUCUAUGAGGGGAUGGGGCCUGUCCAUUCUCCAGUUACUCCAGUGCCUGUUGUAGAAAGCUUACAGUUAAAUGGAGGUGGGGACGUGGCCAUGCUGGAACUUACUGGACAGAAUUUCACACCAAAUCUCCGGGUUUGGUUUGGGGAUGUAGAAGCUGAAACUAUGUACAGGUGUGCAGAGAGCAUGCUCUGCGUGGUUCCAGAUAUUUCUGCAUUCCGCGAGGGCUGGCGGUGGGUUCGGCAGCCAGUUCAGGUCCCUGUCACUUUGGUUCGAAACGAUGGGAUUAUCUACUCCACCAGCCUUACUUUCACUUACACACCAGAGCCAGGGCCCAGACCACACUGCAAUGCUGCUGGAGCCAUCCUCCGAGCACACUCAAGCCUGAUGGCAUCAAGUGAACCCAACACAAAUAGUGAGGGAAGUUACACAACUGUCACCACAAAUUCUACCAACGUCACAUCUUCAGCAGCAACGGUAGCAUCUUAACCUGCAAACUGAAACGAAAGACUUUAAACUGACAAGUGCUGCAUAAAGGAAAAAAAGAAGAAAAAAAACAACUGUAAUUUUGGACACCCAUUGUGGUUUCAUAGGGACAAACCUGUUUUGAUCUGAAGUGAAGUGGUAGGAGCCCAGAUCAAGUAAGGGUAAAUAAAGAAACCACAGGAUACAUCAGCCAUGUAUAAAACUUUAAUAAAGAAAAGUCUAUUUUUCAGUUUUUUUUGUAAAGGGGCAAGAUGUAUAAAUGUGUGUGUGUGUGUGUGUGUGUGUGUGGCUGGAGGUUCAGCAAAGUAGAAGAAAGCAUAUAGAACAUGAUAACAUAGUUUUUAUGGACCAAGGAUCUUGUAUAAGCUUUAGUAAAGGUACCUUUUCACCAUACCUUUUUUGUAUUAAACAUAUAGUCCACUUUUGUUACCAAAUAGUUGAUAUUUUUGCGCUGAAGUAUAUACAGGUCGCAGGCCUGGCCUUGCUUGUAUAUUAUAGCUAUCUUACUCUUCCAGUAAAACCUGUAGUUUGGUCUCUGACUGGAACUACUUUUUUGUUUUUGUUUUUUAAACUAAAGUCUUGUGACUUUACAAAACUGAAGGUGUGUUAACUUCAUUAUAGUAGAACCUGAGAGGGCCUGUUUGUUUCAGUUAUAUGAAGUCAAAGAAAAGAAAAGAAAAGCUUUAAGCAAUGCCUCUGCCUUGCCUGCAAUACAUGAUGUACGCUAACCUUUGAAACCUUUUUAUAAAAUCAUUGUGAAUUGGAGCAGCAGUGUUCCGUCUAGUUCUUUCACUUUUUUAUUAUUUUUUUGUAUGUCUGUAUUUUACAUACAAGGUUCUGUCCUUAUCAGAGUUCCGAAAUCAAAGUAUUCACAUUAGCAGUUGUCGGUUUAGGCCAGGCCAAGCUCAAACAGUUUAUAUGGUUAAUUUGCAUUAUUUGUCGAAUGUUAAAUAAUUCCUGAAGGGUUACACAUUUAAUUCAGUUUUUCUGGAAUUUUGUAAUCUAGUAUUUUAAAUGCAUGUAACCCAUAUAAACAAAUAUAAAGGCAAAAAUAACCAAAUGUGUAUUGUUUUAAUGCUGUGUGCAGUCCUGUCAAAGUGCUGGUGUUAAUAUUUGUUCACAUGUUUUCUAACUACCCUGUCUUCCCAAUGUCCGAGUUAUUUUAUAGACAUAAUCCCCUAUCUUCUACAGCCAGAGUGCUGAUGAUUAAUAUGCUCAAUAGGAGGAGUUUGAGACGGAUAUUUGAAUUAGUUGUGGCCUUACUGCUGCUUCUGUGCUGGAAAGUGUUGAUUUUUUUAAAAUGCCUUGUCAUUUUGCUGUUCAAUCGCCUUUGAAUUUCAGCAGCUUUUAAUUUUUUUUUUUUUUAAUGAUGCUUUGGCCAUGAGGUUGGGAAGUGAGUGUCUGUUAAAGAGCUUAUUGUUUUAAGUCAUAAAUCAACAGAUGGCAUGCACUGUACAACUGGAUCCUGGUAUGGUCCUACUGUGGUUAUAUGACUACAGUUACAUUCAUAUUGUAUUCGAUUAGUUUAGCCCAUCUCUAGCUGCAGCUGUGUAAUGCACUUACCUUUUUGUUUCUCAUGCAUUGUCAGUUUGAAUAAUUGGACUUUGUGGAAGUAACAUGCUACAGUAGGAAUAACUGGGUGAGGGCAUUUUUCAAUCGGUUCACUUUGUAACUGGUACUGUACAUAUUUCUUAUCUACAUAUGCUGCAGUAUUUCCUGUUCAGAAAAUCUGAAAGGGAAAAAAAAAUAUUCCCCAUUUUAUAGUGACAAUGCCUUAGUAAAGCGCUUAUAUGGAAAAUUCUGAUCUAAAAUACUAAACUGUGAGUCCCGUGUAGCCGCCCAUAAGACUUGCUAAGCAAGUAAUCUUUGCUGAAAUACAGUGUCUACUUUUCAUACCUGUAAAAUGUAAACUACAGAAAAGUGUACCUGAGGUUUUCCUUAAAUCAACCACUGACCCCUUUCCAAUGUGCUUUUAGUUUGCUCUCUGUGCAUUUUUAAGUCUGCACUACUACAUUUGUUUUAUUUGCGGGUUAUUGAGGUGAAUAAGUUUAGCUAGCUUCUUACAAAUUUUAUUUUUUAUUGUAUUUUAUUUUCCACUCAGCAGGGGUGUCCAAUCCUGGUCUGGAGGGCUGGUGUCUCUCCUGGUUUUUGUUCCAACUGUACCCUAAAUUACUUAAUUGAACCAAUUAAGUGCUUAUUAGAAGCUUAAUUGGUCCAUUUAAUUAAUUUAGGGUACAGUUGGAACAAAAACCAGGAGGGACAGCGGCCCUCCAGGACCAGGAUUGGACACCAAUGUGAGCUGCAUUCAGGAUGUUUUCUGUAACUAAUAUCUGUGAAACAAAGAUAGCAUAUCAAAAUACAGAGAUUUCCAAAAGUCCAUGUUAAGUCUUUUAACAGCUUUUCAAAAAUGUUGGGUUGUGUAAGUGGAGAUUUUUGAAUGUCUACAUAACAUGCAGAUAGUCCUGCAAAAGGUACAUUUUCAAACCACAAUAGGGAGGAAUGUUUUCCCAUAUUCUGAGCUAUAGAUUUUUUAAAUUUGUGUUUUUUUUUUUUAAUAUAAUAUAUAUAUAUGCCCAAUGUACAGUGUGGUAUUUGUCCUUUAAAUUAUUUUAACACAUUUUUAGCUUUUGUUAAUUUCGCCAGCAAACAAGUGCAUUAGGCCUUCCAGUAGCUGUCAGUAGACACACUGCUGCAGUGCUGGUGAGUAGAGUUGGUUGGGGGUGGGCUGCAUUUCUCCAGGGUGGCAUUAAACUUCAUUAAAGCAACAAGGCAACUUUUCACAGUUGAGUUGCAUUCAUAUCAGUGAAAUUGGUUUCUUUUUACUGUGUACUGUAUGCCGCCUUUAACUUUUUUUUUAAAUUGCUUUACCAUAUGCUGUACUUAUUGAAAUGAAAUGAAAUGAAACAAACCCCUUCCAUGAUUUCCUGUUGGCUUCCUUGUCUUUUGAAAGUUGGCAUACCAGAGGGAAUUGAUAUUCUUUCUUCCACUUUUAUAAUGUAAAUUCCAUAUCUUUAAACCCGAAACGUUACAAAUAUCCAAGUAUCCAAUUGCCAUUGCAGGGUCUGUUCUGGUUUUGUUUCUAUGAUUGUUAUUUACAAACACUAUGUAUCAUUGUUAUGAACUGCAGUCUGUCACUGAAAGUGAAGUGAACACUUCAUCUUUGAGGGAAGGCAAGAAUUUGAACAUAUCUAAUAGACAAUCUUUUGUGGUUCGACUGUUUACAUUAAUUUGGUUAGUAAGGAUGAACUGGGGCUUAACGACUGUAGUAAAAGCUUAUAUAUGGAUUUUGCAGAAGUAAUUAAUGGUCAACAGUAAUAACCUUUCUACCCAAUUUACGAUUCAUUUGCUUUCUGUUAAUUUAAACAAAAACAGCACAGAACAGCAAAUCCAUCUAACUAUAGAAAUUCUUUCUGGUGGAAAUGUAAAUGUUACAAUAGUUACCAGAGCUACAGACAGUGGUAACACAAAGCUGAUGGAACAAAGAUUUUGUAAAAAAAAUAAUAAUAAUAAUAAAAAAAAAAAAUUAAAGAUAUAUAUAUAUAAACAUUUGUCAGUCACACUUUCAUGAUAUACUUUAGUUGACAUAUUUCCAUUAGUGUUUUCUUCAGAAAGCAGCUGUUUUAAAAUGAGCUCUGAACAAACGUGUAUCCUUUAAUAUGCCAAAUGUUUGACUUUAAUGUUUUCAUGCACUGCAAUGUGGGAUUGAGAGGCAGCUUUGUUGGGAACGAUAUGAAAUAACAGUUUUCAUACUGAACCCUUUUGAGAACUGAAGUGUCUUCUGUACAAAACGUGGAUUACAUUUUUACUAGUUCCAUCUUACUGUAUUGUCUGCAGAAAUACUGUACUACAUUCUUGGUAGUACUGUAGCCACUGUGUUAUAUUUAGAUGCAGUAGAGCUCUCAGUACUCAAAGGGUAAAGUAGUAGCAAAUGUGCACAUGUACUAUUUUAGCAAUAACAUUAAAUAAGGGGACAGUUUAUGAUGGCAUCAUUUUUGUACAUAUUCCACCUGCUCAGUUCCAUAUUUUAUUGACGCAAAACCUGCAAUAUGGGCAAAAUCAAGAAAUAAAACUGAAAUGUAAACCA
Messenger RNA from Acipenser ruthenus (sterlet), 5716 nucleotides. RefSeq names its product recombination signal binding protein for immunoglobulin kappa J region b (gene rbpjb). The coding region runs from base 172 to 1635 and encodes 487 amino acids. Lineage: Eukaryota; Metazoa; Chordata; Actinopteri; Acipenseriformes; Acipenseridae. The transcript has 11 exons. Gene Ontology annotation, cellular component: MAML1-RBP-Jkappa- ICN1 complex; nucleus. The record is from RefSeq and is a predicted model, not a curated record. Gene Ontology annotation, biological process: regulation of transcription by RNA polymerase II; Notch signaling pathway. Gene Ontology annotation, molecular function: RNA polymerase II cis-regulatory region sequence-specific DNA binding; DNA-binding transcription activator activity, RNA polymerase II-specific.